CCAUUGCUUUAGGAGACGCGCGGGGUGAAGCAAUAGAUGUGUCAAGUCGUAAGGUCCUCCACAAUAUUUAGAUUAACAUGGUGUUUAUACAGGAAAGAUGAUUUAUAACGUUUGAUUUCAAUGUGUGUAUAAUAUAAAUUAAAGAAAAAUGGUCAGCACCACUUCGCGGGGUGUCCCCCGCAUUCAAGUGUUUAGGCCCACGUAUGAAGAGUUUAAGGAUUUCAGCAAGUAUGUGGAGUAUAUGGAAAGCAAAGGAGCGCAUAAAGCUGGUUUAGCUAAAGUAAUUCCACCACCUGAGUGGAAUCCAAGGAAAAGAGGCUAUGAUUUAGAUGACUUAAAUCUAACAAUUCCUGCACCGAUUUGUCAAGUAGUAACUGGCAAACAGGGUCUUUAUCAGCAGAUCAAUAUACAAAAGAAAUCAAUGACUGUGAAGGAGUAUAGUAAAUUGGCUAAUUCCGAACGAUAUAACACACCACGUCACUUCGACUACGAAGACUUGGAGAGAAAGUACUGGAAGAAUAUAACAUAUGUAGCACCUAUAUAUGGAGCCGAUGUUUCUGGUUCAUUGACUGAUCCCGAAGUGAAAGAAUGGAACAUUAAUCAUUUAGGGACGAUACUUGAUUAUGUAAACAAAGAUUAUGGUAUAUCUAUUGAUGGUGUUAACACGGCAUAUCUUUACUUUGGAAUGUGGAAGACUACGUUCGCCUGGCAUACAGAGGACAUGGAUUUGUAUUCGAUAAAUUAUUUACAUUUCGGGGCUCCGAAAACUUGGUACGCUAUACCACCAGAGCAUGGUAGAAGGUUAGAGAGACUAGCCAGUGGUUUCUUUCCAUCGAGUUAUCAAAAUUGUCAAGCAUUCUUACGUCACAAAAUGUCUCUUAUUUCUCCCCAAAUACUGAGACAGUAUUCUAUUCCAUGCAAUAAAAUAACUCAAGAAGCUGGAGAAAUAAUGAUCACUUUCCCUUAUGGAUAUCACGCUGGCUUUAAUCAUGGAUUCAAUUGCGCUGAAUCCACCAACUUCGCUGCACCACGUUGGGUGGAAUAUGGUAAAAGAGCUACACAUUGUACCUGCAGUAAAGAUAUGGUUAAAAUAUCUAUGGACACUUUUGUAAAACGUUUUCAACCGGAGAGGUAUGAAUUAUGGUUACGUGGAGCAGACAUUGGCCAGCAUCCGGAAGAUCCUAAACAGACAGCCGCACCUAUGCCGUCGCAGAUGGAUCUUCUGUGUAGUAACAGCAAUGGGCCUUUGCCGCAGAGUUAUCUGAAUGCUUCAAAAAAUAAACGACACCGAAUACAUAAAAAGAAAAGUAUAAUGGCCACGAAUCCGGACGUCGACAUGGAAGAUAUUCCAGCGGAUGUGAAGAAAGUGUUGCAAGAUCUGGAAUUGGAAGAAGUGGACGAUCCGCCAGACGAGCAACAACUGGAAUAUUUGGAAGACAUAUGGUUGAAAGCAGGAGAAAUGGAUGUGACCGAAGCUUCCGUAUUUGAUGAAGGAUAUAAUCGCAAGAAGAGCCGGAAACGAAAAAGGAAGAACGACAAAGAUAAACCGAGAUCCAAGAAGGAUUCCAACAGAAGUAUUAUGGAUGAUAUUAGUAAGGUAAAGACUGAGGUAAAAAUGGAACGGGAUGACAGCCUUAACUACCUCUCUACGCUCUCGGAACAGAGCGCACAAAUGGAUGGCUACGAUCAAGACAACGUGAAUAAUGUGAUUUCGGGUAAUAGGAGCACUGAAGGCGUAAGAUUUGCAGAAGCAUCUAACUUUCCGGAAACCACCGAUAAACCAGUGAAGAAGAGGAAGAAGCAUUCGAAAUCAGAAGAACCAAAGAAGAUAAAGACGAAAAACCUGAAUAAGACUAAACGUAAACAUUUGAACAUGUCUAUUUUCAACACUAACGAACCAUUAGACGUGUCCGAUGCCGAUGUACAGCGGAAACUGAUGGCAAUGCCGAGUCUUAGUUCCCAUAAAUCUUCAAUAGCUAAAGAUACUAAUAUAAUGGAAAAUAUAAUGUUCGGGCGUGACAUCACAGUAACUAGUAUAGAGGAAUCUCCUAUCAAGGAUAGAGCGGAUAAGGACAGUGCUCAAGAUUUAAAUCUCGAUUACAAUAAUACGACAGAAAAAAAAUCCAAUGGAGCAGUGAAGUCUACUGUUCCUAAACAAAACCCUCAGAAAAACAUAUCUUCUACGAGUCAAAUCAAGUCUGUUAAAGUAAACAAAGCCGUUGAGUCCGAAUGUAUCGGCGAGAACUCAAAGGUCGUUAAGCAGGAAACGAAACCGAGCACUUACACUAGUUGUAAGAGUGUGGGAACGUUCAUAAGUGAAAUACCUUUACCUAAUUACACGAAGAAAGAUAUUAUAAAAGCUCCGAGAUUGAAUCUUUUAAAAUCAGCGUACACUGUACCCGCGGCUGAAGUAUCUGUAAAAGUGAAUUCUGAAAAAUCUGCGACUAAGGACAGCGAUACUCGUAAACCACCGAACAGCGUGGUGGUGUUACCAAAGACUUGGCCUAUCGCCAAACCACGGGAAACUAAAGUUCCUGGACCGAACAUUAUGUUUUUGAAUUCGAGCUUCUCGAAUCCGCCGAUUCUUCAGAGAGAAAUCUCGGUGCAGGUAUCCGGGAAUGAAACGAAGAAUGUGGAAAUCUCCAAACCCACGACGUCAGGUGCCAUUCAGAUACCUCAAUUAGAAGGUCUCUUCGCGAAGACUUCAGUAUUGGCGCAAUCUUUGAUGCAGCCUGCGACAAAUACAAGCGGAAUGAACAACGAGAUGAAAAAUCUCGGAAGGAUGUCCAUCACGGACACGUCGAAAAUAAAGUUCUGGCAACCGUUGAGCGGGAACAGUAACUUCCUUUUCCUGAAAGAUGUAAAAGACGACAGACAAGUGAUUUCUACGAUGAAACAUUCAAACAUGGCUGGAACCUCAGUAGCAUCUCCGACGUUAAGCUUAGUGAAAAAUAAUAAUAAGCUCUUAUCUACGACUCCAAAGUGCACGAGCAUUUUGUUAAAUCAGCAACCAAUGACGUUCGACUUCAAGAAGAAAUGCGUACAAAUCCCAAUUCCUGCUCCGAAUAAGAUCGGUUCUAACAUGAAGAUGUUAUCCAAAUCACAGGAAAAAUCGGUUUUGAAGAAGUUAUCCAGCCCAAAAGAAGAAACUUGUAGUAGGAAACUAAAAGAUAUGAAUACGACCAUUGGUAAUGUGAAAACCGUGUCGACGCGAGUAGACAAUCCUCUUCACGCUGUACAAUCCGGAAAAAGUUUAUUAAACACCCCGAGAGUAGACGCUAAUGAACAGUACACUAAGAAUCAUUCCACCAUGGACAUAAAAGAAUCUCCCAACUCGCCUACACAGUCUCUUAAUGUGGUCACAACGAAUGACAAACCACAGGCUAUGAAUACGCAGAAGAGACCGGAGAAUAUAUACGCCAACAUGCCGGCGUUAAAACCCAUCCAAUUCAUGAACUCGAGGCGAAAGUCAAAGGAAAAGAAGACGACAAGGAAAAAGGAAUCCACGGAAAUGAAAAUACCAGCGAUGACAGUGAACGUGGAGGAACCGAGCACGAUCGCGUGUUCCGUAGACCAAACGCCUUCUGUAUCGCAUCGUAUAUCAAUGGUACCUGGACAUAUAUCGGAUAUGUUGUAUCCGAGUGUUCCGAACAACGAAUUAUUGAAGGCAUUCAACGAUUAUUGGAGUGCUCAAAUUUCUCACUGUGCGAUCUGCGCACCGUUUACAUCCAGUUGCAAUAGUCACGGCAGGCUGAUGCCACCGGAUUGGAAGUAUUGUAAACCCACCGUUUUACCAGAAAGCUCGCCGAUAUGGGUAUCUGCAAAUGUAUUCGUUGCGAAUUCAAAGGAGCAAGUCGUUGAACAGGAAAAUGAUAGGCUUUUACGUUGUAGAGAGUGUCACGUCACGGUACACGCUUCCUGUUACGGAAUCACCGUAUUACCUACGGAUCUGCGAAAUUGGGCUUGCGAUAAAUGCAAAGCUGGUAAAACGCAAGUGAUGUGUUGUUUAUGUCCAAUGCGCGGUGGUGCUCUUAAGAGGACUAGCGAUAGUAAUUGGGCACACAUAUUAUGCGCCCUUUUGUUACCGGGAGUGACGUUUAAGGAUGCAGUAAAUAAAGAUCCCAUCAACGUAUUGACUAUUAAACCGGAUAACGUUAACCAACAAUGUUGUUACUGUGGACAGAAGAACGGAGCGUGUUUAAAGUGCAAUCAAUGCAACAAUUUGUUUCACCCAUCAUGUGGUCUCAUUUCCGGCGCUAGGUUCACUAUACCCGUAUACAAUUCACUUGAGCUUCAGGUUACGUGCGAUGGCCACGAUGACGGGAAAGAAAAGAUACCAACGAUUCGACAGGGAGAAAUCGUUUGGGCGAAGCACCGUAAUAAGCGGUAUUACAAAGCCAAAGUGGAUUCGAUACACGAUACCCUGUUUUACAUGGUCACGUUUAGUGACGACAGUUUUAGUGAAGAUUUAUAUCCGUCAGACAUUACGAAUUAUGAGGCUGGAAACCCACCGCAGCUGGGUGCUCCUGUUGUUGUAAAAUGGACAGAUGGAACUCUGUACGAUGGUAUCUUCGAAGGUACAAAUCAUCAAAUUAUGUAUACUGUAAUUUUUGAAGAUGGUUCACAGUUAGUAUUGAAACGAAACGAGAUUUAUAGCCGACAAGAAGAUAUGCCAAAAAGAGUUCGUUCCCGAUUGUCUGUCGCGACCGAAAUGAAGCACCGGUAUCAUCUGUACGGCAUGGAGGAUGAAUCGGAAUCGCAAAGAAAGGUGAAACUGUCGAAGCAUUGUGAUUAAAAAAAAGUGCGAAAAUAAUUCAUUGUAAAUAAUCGAUAGAGACAAAAUAAUAUUCGAUCGCUGUACAUAAUAUAACACGAAAUAAUAGUACCUUAUGAUUUUAGUCUUUCUUGAAAUCCCAAUCUCUUUAGAGAUCUAUUAUGUGGAUUGAUGCGUAUAUUUUUUUUCGUCUACGUUUGUUUUCUCAUUUUCGACUUGUUUCUGUCUACGUUUCCUUUUCUCGCUAUUGCACUUGUUUAGUUUUUAAGUUACACCGAUCGCUGCUGCAAUAUCUAUUACUUUUUGAUGAGACAACAGAGUCCUAUAUAUAGAUGUUUACCACGUCUCGUCGAAGAAAAAGGUAUUGAAGGGCUACGUGGCUAUAAUUCUGUCAACGUUGAAUUUUUAAUCGUUUGUCACGCAUAUAAACCUUAGUAAAUAAAUACUAAUUCCGAGUUCUACGCCUCAUGAAACGAUGCAUAAGCGUUUUUCUUGUCCAUUGUAUUUAAACACAAUUAGUAAGGAUUUAAAAAAUUAUUAAAGAGAUUAUGCAAUAAUUGAAUUGUGUAAUCUCUUCCAGAAUGUGAAUAGGAUAUUAUAUCCUUUAUGGAACGUCCUUAAGAAAUGACGAAUGUAUGUAAUUUAAAAACGUUUUUUACUUUGUUCCGUAAAACACAUCACUUGCAUUGCAUCUUAUUCAAAUCAUGCUUAGCAUGCUGUCGGGAAUAUGUUUAGAAUAAUUGAAUUCAAAAUUAUUGAACACAAUUGAUAAUUAUUGUCAGAAGAGUUCAGUAGCUAUCUGUGAAUGAGUAUUUCAUAGGUAUUAACUUUCUUUUGCGUUCCUUGCGUGAAAUUUAGUAUAAGAUUUUAUAAAUAGCGAAAUAAUACAAUUAUUAUAUUCAUAAUUGUUUCAAAAAUAUUAGCAAGUUUUAUCUGAAACUAUUACUACCAGUAGUGCUAUUUAUAUUUCAUUGAAGAUUGCUCGGAUUUUUCGUUUUUAAAUUCAUUUGAUAUAGAAUAAACAUGAUUUUCCUGUGUUUAUUGAAUCAUGAAAUUCAAUCACAGACCGAGAGUGUCGAAUAUUUGUAUACUUUUUCAGAAGUUUUAACUAUAAUCAGCGAUUAUUUUAAGAAUCAUCUAUUUCCUCUUUUAUACAAAUUAUUAAUUACUAAGUCUUAAUUUAGUGAACGCUUGCAGUAAAAGGUGUGUGUGUGUAUUAUUAUUAGAAAAAAUCUCGACUUCGUUUUGUGCUCAUGUUUAAUCGUCAAUAUUCCCAGAAAUGUUUCGACACAGUUUCUUACAACGGUGUACACGGUUUCGUAAAAUUCCUCUUGCUUCCUAUUGUUUUCUCUUGUGCUGCAUCCGUAGUCAAGCGUAAUGAAUGAGACAUGAUGUGUAAAAUGUGUAAUGAAACAUCAAUUUACCACUGGUCUUACACGAUUCUUGCGAUUUGGUUAAGAAUAGUUUUUUUUUACAGUUUUCAUACACUCCGGACCGAAACAAAGAUGUUUUCCUAGUGUAACUUUACGAAGAAAGAAUGUAUAUGAAACUACUAUUCUCUCCUAGGACGCAAGAGUUUCCUAGACCUGUGUGUAAUAUAUGUAAUGUGUAUAUUUAUAGCAAGAAUUCGCGACAUUAUUCAUAUUGAUCUCUUAAAAAUUUGUUCCAUAGAAAUCUAAUUUAACUCCAAGAUGGAUGGAUUAUAGUGUGAUGUGAGCUAUACUUGUACAAUUUAAGUUUGUGUAAUUUAUGCGACAUGAUCUUUAUCAAAACCCCGAUCGUUUCACGAUACCUUAUGAUGAAAACUUCAAUCGGGAGAGAAGCGAAAUGUAUUAUUAGCGUUCUACCUGUAUAUGAAUUAACGAUAGACGCAGAUUUAACAAUGUAUCCGAAUGUAGAAACAAAUUGGAUACGGCGUACAAUAAAACAUAAAAUAUUGGAAGUAAA
Molecule: messenger RNA, 6721 nt
Organism: Ceratina calcarata
Lineage: Eukaryota; Metazoa; Arthropoda; Insecta; Hymenoptera; Apidae
Exons: 11
Coding region: 149-4795 (1548 amino acids)
Biological process (GO): chromatin remodeling; regulation of gene expression
Cellular component (GO): nucleus; chromatin
Molecular function (GO): histone H3K9 demethylase activity; histone H3K36 demethylase activity
Source: RefSeq, a predicted model, not a curated record